Molecule: messenger RNA, 396 nt
Organism: Rotaria sp. Silwood2
Lineage: Eukaryota; Metazoa; Rotifera; Eurotatoria; Philodinida; Philodinidae
Source: the annotation of a GenBank genome assembly
AUGAUUGAUAUUGGAAUACGAUGCAAUAUCGAUUUUUCACAACGAUAUGAAAUACAGACGUACAGUGUUUUAGAAAAUAAUUUCUUUUUUGUUAAGGUUCUUGUCUCGAUUCAAUCUCUUAUAUUUCUACUUGAACCUUAUUUUAAUCAAUCUGAUUAUGAACGUACACGUCGUAGAGUAACUGGUACUGCUCAAUCACUUCAAUAUGAUUAUUAUAUUCGACAAGCAACGGUUCGAUGGGCAAUCCUUGAACAAUUACCAAAUCCUCCUAUAUAUUUUACUGAUAUCAUACGGCGACAUUUCUCUUUAAAACGAAAUGAAAUAAUUGAUCAAUGUCAACCAUGGAUACGUCAAUUACAAGAUGCAUCAUCAACAGGAAAACCUAUUAGUUCAUAA